AUGGUUAUCCUCGAACGCCUACCCGGUCUCGAGGUCGAGGUCCAUGUGAACGGAGAGCCGGCCACCGAGUUUGCGAGCGACGAGUUGCAAGAUGAGCCGAGGCAGGCCACCCGCUACAUCGAAGCAGUCUCUGGCGCCGAGUUUCACAUCCAGUGGACCUUUCACGCUGCUGAGUUCAAAUACAGGAACUGGGCCAUCAACGGAAUCGUUCACGUUGACGGUAAGUAUGCUGAUGGCCGCAUCUUCCGACCAGACGCUGUGAAGCACCAGGAUUCCUUCACCGUCAAGAUGUCCGGAGUAUGGAAGAAGGAAAAGGGCCGCUACGUCGAGAGACCUAUGAUGUUUUCCGAUAUCAUGAUGGACGAGGCUGGUCAAAGUGCUGCCAUUAAAGGACUCAAGGAGAAGCUGGACCUUCUUGGAGAGAUCACACUCAAGCUUUACCGAGGCCGAGCAGUCCCGUCGGUUGGCGAAGGAAGCCGAAAGGCCUUCAGCACUAUGGACAAAGUGCCCGAGAGAGCCCUAAAAGGCCGAGCUGUCUCUCAUCAAGCAAGUCUGGGGAAAGCCAGGCAUAGCGGUGCUUGGAUUACAUGGGAUUUUGAAUACGAGGACUACACGGAUGGAAAGAGGCAGCCGUUCGCAGUCUUCACCUUCAGGUAUCGGUCACGGAAAGCUCUGCAAGCUGAGUGCAUUAUCCCACGGAGUCCGACGCCUGUGCCCUUGGAAGAGCGGCCGAUCGAGGAGCUCACACCUGAUGAACUACGAGAGCUUGUGCGGCGCCAAAGAGAACGGGAAUCUGCCCAACAAGUCGUCAAGCAGGAGCUGAAGCGCGAAAGAGAAAGUAGCAGCAUGUUCACCCUACCAAGCGUCUCCAGCGAGAUGGACUCUGACAUGGAGGUUACCGACGGGCCUUCUCGGAAACGUCAGAGGACGACGCAUGUAGAGGUCAUAGACCUAUGCGAUUCCGACUGA
Molecule: messenger RNA, 969 nt
Organism: Lasiodiplodia theobromae
Lineage: Eukaryota; Fungi; Ascomycota; Dothideomycetes; Botryosphaeriales; Botryosphaeriaceae
Exons: 4
Coding region: 1-969 (322 amino acids)
Source: RefSeq, a predicted model, not a curated record